AUGCAGAACUACCAACAAUUUUUGGCUCUGCCUACGUUUCAUCAACUACCUCCUUUAGCUUCACCAGCACACCCGCAACCAAUCGCAUCCUCCGUUCUCGCAUUUGGAGAGACGCAACUUGGAGGAGGAGGAUUUCAUGGAGGUUGUAGUUUACCCGCUACAGGGUUUGUUUCAGUUAAACCACCGACAUCGCUUGUCUAUCAAAUACACCCUCGGAAUUAUACGUACGGAUUCAACAGUUCGGGAAAACUAAUCGGUGCCAAUCCUGAAAUACCCUAUCCAGGUUCUGGAGCGAAAUUCCACGAUGUUCCCUUUUCCAGGUCUGUUGACUGGUACGCUUCAGAUCUGAUAGGAAACUCGAACAUCAAGGAAGAAGCACCAGAAAAACCAUCAGAAACUGAUGAAUAUUUCACAGCCGCCAACGACGAGGGCUAUAAACAGUGGAUUGAAAAGAAAAAGGAAGAACAGCAGAAGCAGAACGAGAAGCAGAAACAAAUCAGGACUGUGCCGGUGGAAAUCAAAGCAUUACCAGGUCACGUGAAUCCGUCAGUCACAGAGACCAGUAAUGAACGAUACGGCCAGUAUUUGGACCUCAGACCAAAGUACCCGGCAGUCUACCCUCUUCCUGCUAAAGUUCCUCCAAUGCCAAUGCAAGUUUUGGUGAAGUUCCGCCAUUCCAACAUAUCUGGUCACCCACCAAUACCUGAUCAUUCAUUUGCUGUAGACCCUAGAGAAAUGAUCACCAAAGAAGGUUGCUACACCAGGGGAAUCCACGGAUCGGUAUUUUACCCCGAAGUGUCCAAUCCCAACACAAAAACAGCAUUCACUUUUCGCCCCAACCAGACAAUCUUGGGUCAGACUGUUGGAGAAAGGCAGAAGGGUUUCACUUGGCCACUCUACGCACCGACAGGGCUUGAACUCAACCGCCCUAUCCCACAGUGCGUGUCAGUUGUUGUCGGCGUUAACGGCAAAAAGAAAUUCCGUACAAUGAUCCCUCCCAGAGCUGUUCCCUACAUAUACAACCGUUAUAUGUCUUACACUGGGAUCCCUAGCGAUGAUCCCGAAACAGAGCUGAACCCAGCGAAACAACAUAAACAGAUCUGCAUUCCAUUCACGCCAGUCUCUGUCAGCAACCCUGUGUGUGAUCCAUGUAACUUGAAAUUUAUUAAUCCACAGCUACUUCCGCUUCCGCUUGAACUCAAGAAACCGCCAUCUUGUUGA
Messenger RNA from Candidula unifasciata, 1221 nucleotides. NCBI's taxonomy places the organism in Eukaryota, Metazoa, Mollusca, Gastropoda, Stylommatophora, Geomitridae. The record is from the annotation of a GenBank genome assembly.